Lacerta agilis (Sand lizard) is the source of this 1635-nucleotide messenger RNA. It is a transcript of the gene ARRB1, whose product is annotated as arrestin beta 1. The transcript has 16 exons. Gene Ontology annotation, molecular function: G protein-coupled receptor binding. Lineage: Eukaryota; Metazoa; Chordata; Lepidosauria; Squamata; Lacertidae. Gene Ontology annotation, biological process: G protein-coupled receptor internalization; signal transduction; visual perception. The record is from RefSeq and is a predicted model, not a curated record. The coding region runs from base 262 to 1518 and encodes 418 amino acids.
UCCGCCCCCGCGCGGACUCCUGCUGCGAGGCGAGCGCCGCUGGCUUCCUCGCUCGCUCCGUCCCUGCGCUGCGCUCUGGCUGCAGCUGGUGGUUCCCGACGCGCAGCAUCCGCCGCCGCCGGGCGGAGCUCCGUCCCUACCGUGCCCGGGCUGCGCAGGCCGGGAGAAGCCGAGCCCGAUCGCCCGCCGCCGGACGACGAAGGAGCGCGCCCCCGUCUCUCGCUUUCCCCGCGCCCGGCAGGAGAGCAGCCAGCGGAGGCCAUGGGCGACAAAGGCACCCGGGUGUUCAAGAAAGCCAGUCCCAAUGGGAAGCUCACCGUCUACCUGGGCAAGAGGGACUUCGUCGACCACAUAGAUGUCGUCGAUCCAGUGGAUGGCGUCGUGCUGGUGGAUCCAGAAUACUUAAAGGAAAGGAAAGUUUUCGUGACCCUCACGUGCGCCUUCCGCUACGGCCGCGAGGAUCUGGACGUCCUGGGCCUGACUUUCCGGAAGGACCUCUUUGUCGCCAACAUCCAGGCCUUCCCCCCGGUCACCGAUGAGAAGAAGCCUCUGACGCGGCUGCAGGAACGGCUGAUUAAGAAGCUCGGUGAGCAGGCCUACCCUUUUACCUUCGAGAUCCUUCCCAACCUUCCCUGCUCCGUGACGUUGCAGCCGGGACCCGAAGACACAGGAAAGGCUUGCGGUGUUGACUAUGAAGUCAAAGCUUUCUGUGCGGAGAGUCUGGAGGAGAAGAUCCACAAAAGGAACUCAGUGCGCUUGGUGAUCCGCAAAGUCCAGUAUGCGCCGGAGCGGCCGGGGCCGCAGCCGAUGGCCGAGACCACCCGGCAGUUCCUCAUGUCAGACAAGCCCCUGCACUUAGAAGCUUCGCUGGACAAAGAGAUUUACUAUCACGGGGAGCCCAUCAGCGUCAACGUUCACGUCACAAACAACACCAACAAGACGGUGAAGAAGAUCAAAAUCUCAGUUCGCCAAUACGCAGACAUCUGCCUCUUCAACACAGCCCAGUACAAAUGCCCCGUCGCAGUGGAGGAAGCAGACGACGUGGUGGCUCCAAGCUCGACCUUCUGCAAAGUCUACACGUUGACCCCGUUCCUCGCCAACAACCGGGAGAAGCGCGGCCUCGCCUUGGACGGGAAGCUCAAGCACGAAGACACCAACCUGGCCUCUAGCACACUGUUGAGAGACGGCGCCAACAAGGAGGUCCUGGGCAUCAUUGUUUCCUACAAAGUGAAAGUGAAGCUGGUGGUCUCUCGGGGAGGCCUGCUGGGAGACCUUGCCUCCAGCGACGUGGCUGUGGAGCUGCCAUUCACCCUCAUGCACCCCAAGCCCAAGGAGGAGCCUCUGCAACGGGACGUUCCAGAAAACGAAGCUCCGAUUGACACAAAUCUCAUAGAGCUUGAUACGAAUGACGAUGACAUCGUUUUCGAGGACUUCGCCCGCCAGAGGCUGAAGGGGGUGAAAGACGAGAAGGAGGAGGACGACGAGGGGAUGAGCUCCCCGCAGCUGAACGACAGAUAAACUGGAUCUCCUCCCCCGUGGGUCUCUCUCUCUCCGCUUCCAAGUCCUGACACCUGAGCACUAGGCUUCUUAUCUUUUGUAUAAAGGUUACUUUUUUUCCUGGGGGUGGGGGCGAGA